CUCAACGACUCGCAGCGCGCCGCCGUCGACGCGGCGCUCACGCGGCGGCUCACGCUGGUGCAGGGCCCGCCGGGGACAGGCAAGACGACGGUCGCGGUGCAGAUCCUCACGCUGUGGGUGCGCGCGCUCGGCGUCAAGCCCGUCCUCGCCACCGCCGACUCGAACGUCGCGGUGGACAACAUCCUCGCCUCCCUCGCCAAGGACGGAGUCGGAGUCGUGCGCGUGGGG
Emiliania huxleyi CCMP1516 is the source of this 228-nucleotide messenger RNA. RefSeq lists its product as hypothetical. NCBI's taxonomy places the organism in Eukaryota, Haptophyta, Isochrysidales, Noelaerhabdaceae. The record is from RefSeq and is a predicted model, not a curated record. The transcript is spliced from 2 exons. The annotation marks the transcript as partial. Gene Ontology annotation, molecular function: 5'-3' DNA helicase activity.